Molecule: messenger RNA, 1967 nt
Organism: Rhodamnia argentea
Lineage: Eukaryota; Viridiplantae; Streptophyta; Magnoliopsida; Myrtales; Myrtaceae
Product: mitochondrial carrier protein CoAc1
Exons: 7
Coding region: 746-1777 (343 amino acids)
Biological process (GO): transmembrane transport
Source: RefSeq, a predicted model, not a curated record
AAAAAGAAAAAAAAAGCCGCCGGAGAAGAGGAAAUCCCCGCGAAGCCUCCCUCCUUUCGCCCUACGAAACGAACGCGGAACGAGGUUAGGGUUCUUGACUUCUCUGCCCCGUUCGACGAGGACCGCUCGGAGCCGUAACUUGAUUGAAAUCGAUCGCGUUCUCUUCGGGCGAUCGCCUUGUGCUUCGGGUUUUAUACGAUCCUUCCGUCGAAUCGCUUGCUCUUGGCUUGGAUCGGCCUCGAUUCGCGUUCGUACUUCCAUCGUUUCGGAUUGUUUGGACUUUGGGGGAGGCUUCGCCGUUCGAUCUCUGCCUGUUGGGUUGAAUCUGUUCCACGAAUUUCGAGCGACAUUAUUGUCUGCGGCUGUGGAUUUUUAUGCUGAAUUCGGAGGAGAGAUCGCUUGCGGAUGAGUGCUGGUGAUUUCUGGAUUCAUCUAUGGGGGUUUCUUUGUAAUUGAGAGGGUUUUGGGGUUUAUUUGAUUCGUGAGGAGCUUCACUGUGCUGUGGAUGUAUCUUGUGAUUCUCAGAGAGGGGGAUCGGCUUGCGAGCAUACCUAAUAUAUCUCGGGGUGUUCUCAGGCCAUUGUCUCUGCUGCCUUUUGAGCAGAAAGCUGUUUCCUUCUGCACCCAGAGAGAUAGAUGGGAUAAGGCCGCCUUUGAGCUGCCGGGCGGAUAACUGGGAAGGUGUCAAUAUUACUGAGGUUUAAAAGGUGUAGGAUUUUUGGGUUUUGAGCGGCGGUAAUUCGUGAUGGGCUCAUCUCAAGGUUCCACUUUGUCGACUAAUGUGGCUGGGUUUGUCGAGGGAUCGUCGGCUCAGGGGAUGGUUAAGUACAUCGAUUGUCUUCCUGUUUAUGUGAAGGAGCUGAUUGCUGGGGGUGCUGCUGGUGGCUUUGCUAAGACUGCUGUAGCUCCCCUUGAACGGACUAAAAUACUUUUGCAGACAAGAACGGGGUUCCAAUCUCUAGGGGUAUGGAGAAGCUUGCAGAAGUUGCUGGAGACUGAAGGUUUUAGGGGAUUUUAUAAAGGAAAUGGAGCCAGUGUCCUCCGUAUUGUUCCUUAUGCAGCCUUGCAUUUUAUGACUUACGAGCAAUACCGUUGCUGGAUCUUGAAUAACUACCAAAUUUUAGGUUCUGGGCCCGUUAUAGAUCUUCUGGCUGGUUCAGCAUCUGGAGGAACAGCAGUGUUAUGCACAUAUCCAUUGGAUCUUGCUCGAACUAAACUUGCUUAUCAGCAGGUUAAAAACACAGGAACAACUUUGGGAAAUGGUGUAUCAAGUGUCGCUCUCCAGCCUGCUUAUGAUGGUAUUAAAGAUGUGUUGAGAAGUGUCUAUAAGGAAGGGGGGAUGCGCGGAUUGUACCGGGGUGUAGGUCCAACUCUAAUUGGAAUACUCCCAUACGCUGGUUUAAAGUUCUACAUAUAUGAGGAGCUUAAAACACAUGUUCCUGAAGAGCAUCAGAAGUCCAUUGUGAUGCGAUUAUCUUGUGGAGCUCUGGCUGGAUUAUUUGGACAGACUUUCACAUAUCCACUAGAUGUUGUCAGAAGACAGAUGCAGGUUGAAUCUCUGCAGCCUUCUGUUAGUGGACAUAGAUACAAGAACACAUGGGACGGCCUCUCUUUCAUAGUCCGUAAUCAAGGUUGGAAACAGUUGUUUGCAGGCCUCAGUAUAAAUUACAUCAAGAUUGUUCCUUCGGUGGCAAUUGGUUUCACAGCAUAUGAUACGAUGAAGAAUUGGCUGCGCAUUCCCCCUCGACAAAAGUCGCAGAAUGUGUCUACAUCAUGAAUUUCUGAUGAAAAUCAUGAAGUGGUCCUCAGUUGUGUACAAUUGUCCAAUGUGGCUUUGUUUGUCCUCAUUAAGAUGGUUGACAGGAAUCAUUCGUGUAGAACUAUAUUGCCUUAUCAUGUGACACUUCAGGAAGUGGAAAAUGUUUUAUAAAAUACCAUAUCAAAUGAAGUUUAUACAUUAUUCUCUG